Messenger RNA from Trichomonas vaginalis G3, 4719 nucleotides. RefSeq names its product glycosyl transferase. The transcript has a single exon. Gene Ontology annotation, molecular function: glycosyltransferase activity. The record is from RefSeq and is a predicted model, not a curated record. NCBI's taxonomy places the organism in Eukaryota, Parabasalia, Trichomonadida, Trichomonadidae. The coding region runs from base 1 to 4719 and encodes 1572 amino acids.
AUGUCAAGUGAUAUUCACUCCACCAAGCCCGAGCUCUUCACCCAAUUGGAUGAAGCUCAGGCUAUGAGUGUUCAACCACUUCCAGAGGAGCAAUUGGAGCAAAUCCCAUUGUCUAUCCCAAUCUGCUAUAGUCUUUUAGAAGCUCUUUACAACUUCGAACGCAGCCAAGGCUCAGUACCAAGAGUACAAGCUAUUCUCGAUUCAAUUGUUAAAUCCGAAUCUUUCUUUUUCCAGGAGUCACCUGUAAUGUACGAGCCGACAGGCGGAUUCCUCUCACUCGUUCCAGAUGAUGGACACGUUUACAACAUCAACUGGAAGGCAUUCAUUUUACAAGCACACAUUUCAUUCCUCAUCGCUCAAGGAUGGGAUUCAAUCUCCGCCAACCGCAAGAAAGGAUUUUCACGCUCAGACAGCAGCGAAUUACAGCAGCCAAUGCAGACACCACAGUCUCUCAUUGGAUCACGCGCCGGCACAUCCAUUGGUAUUGGAUCUCUUGCCCGCCGUCAGCAACUUGGCCCAGUUGGCUCAUUCGCUCAGAGAUCAGCCAUCGCUGCACCAAGCAACAUCGGCUCUCUUACACUCACAGAAGUUCCAAAGCUCGAACGUGAUGAAGCCGCUCAAGCACAGCCAGAGAACCUCCCAGCUGACUACGAUCCACAGCACAUGUUCUCCAUCCAGAUCCAGUGCGGAAUGCAGUCACCAGUCUUCCGUGCUAUCAUUGCUGCCAUUCUUGCACGCGGCCUUCUCGAUGUUGCCUUCGCUUACACACUCGUCAACAACUACGCCAAGGAAAUCGAAGAUGCUGAUAUCAAGCCAGCUACACAGAACGAUUCAACAUCUGCUUUCGAUAACUUCUACCAGACACUCAAUGCAUCAAUGAACAUUGACGAAGCCCAGAUCUACGAAUUCGUCGCCAAGGACAAGAUCAACGCUAUCUUCGAUGCAUUCCAGAACGUUGACCCAUUAGUCUGCACACCACACGCACGCAACUUCAUUGAGUCAAUCAUUGCACCACUCUGCUAUCACGAGACACCAAGCUCAGCUCGCCGUGCCGCUGCUCUCUACACAAACUUCCUCAACUACCAUAACUGGGAUCCAUCCGUCACAAAGGUUGUCACAUACAAGACACCAAUCUUCUUCCCACAGCAGGGCGACAGCAAGCUUCUCAUUACUGCUCCAACAAAGAACGGCAAGCAGUUCUUCCUCCGCCAGACAGGCAAGUACACACCAAACACAACAGGCUUCUUCGAUGUUGCUUACGCUCGCAUCCUUCCAUCCGGCGAAUACGAAGUUGACAAGAACGUCCAAGUUGUCAGAUACGUCGUUCUCCCAUCAACAGCUCGCCAGGAAGUCAUCCACGAGCUCCCAGCCUUCGACCACAACGGCCCAAUCAGAUUCGACGCCCUCGAAGCACAGCUCGAAGACCUCGCCGACAAUGGUGUCACAGCUGUCCACGUUCCAGGUGCUAUUGCCACAACAAAGCCAUAUCUCCUUACACACGUUACAGAUCACUCUGUCAUCUCCAAGGAGUGCGGUGGCAUCGAACUCUUCAAGCAGUUCGCUGAGCACGCAAGGAACUUGAAGCUCCGUGUCCUUCUCGACUUCGAACCACUCGUCUCUGUUCUCAUGUCAUCUCGUAAGUACUCAAUGUACAACACAGUCCACAUCGACGAGUUCGGCAGAUUAGUCACAGUUGUCUGCCCGAAGACAGAAGUUACACUCCUCAACGUUCGUUCCACCAAGUUAUGGGAACUCUUCGCUAAGGAGAUCUCAACACUCGCCGAAAUCCCCGGAGUUUCCGGCUUCUUCCUCGGCGAUGUUUCCCAUUGGGAUCAAGUCUACGGCAGAGAUCUUCAGGAACUCACAAAGAUCGAUCCAGAUGACGAGCCACACUACAACAGAUUCAACAUCUUACAAGGCACUGUCGUCGACAUCAAGUCCGAGAACUGCGGCUUAAUCACACGCAAGGCCAAGCGCUCUCCAUUCCUCAUGAAGAUCAUGUCCAUGAUCUGGGCUGAACAUCCAGACACAUUCGUUUGGAUGCAAUGCCAGCCACAGCAGGAAGCAUUCUGCCUCGAGUCCGGUGUCAUCCCACAGUGCAGCGAAUUCGCUGAUCUCAUCAUCAACGAGAUCAACAACGCUUCACACACAGAGGACUUCCACUACAUCGCUGCUUCCUCCAACCUCAAGAAGUUCUACGAGGAACGCCAGGAGAGACUCCCAGAAGGCUACCUUGUUGUCACACCAUUCUCAUCAAUGACAACAGGCAUCGCCCCACUUCCAAUCGAGAGAUACCAGCUCGCAAUCGACUUCCUCUUCUUCCACACAGAUGUUCCAAUCACAGGCAACUGCCUCAACCAGCUCACUGUCUUACCAACAGCUUACGACAUGACAUCAAAGCCAAAGGUCUAUCGUGUCAACCCAUCCGCCACAAAGUUCAACGCUUGCCUCAAGCAGCGCGCUCAGUCUCGCUCCAGAGCUGACUGGAUCUUCAACGGCGAUGUCCAAGUCUUACCAGCUACAUACAACCACGAAGUCAACAACGCAGUCUCUGCCACAAUCAGAAUCUGCCCAGAGAACAACAGAUGCGCACUCAUCACAUCCUCAUUCUACCCACAUCCACUCAUCUUCGAGUUAUCCAUCUCCAACUUACCAAUCUUCAAGAACAUCUCACACGAAUCAAUCAUCGAAAUUGUUCCACUUCUUCUCUUCACACAACAGGGCUCAUCCAACUCAGACAAGCCACAGUACUAUGCUUACAACGAAGCUGCUUCUGAGGGAUCACAGCUCUUCUUCGAUAUCUUCCCAUACGCUACAAACCUCUACGAAAUCCGCCUGAAAUCACCACCAAUCGAACCAACAGUCCAGAGAACACUCAGGGAACACGUUUACACACGUCUCGAAUUGGCUCUCAACGUCAACUCCAUCUCCGUCCUCGCCAACAACGAGCUCAUGAUCAAGAUCCUCGACAUGUUCGAUGAUGAGAACAAGGACCCAGAAGCUCUCGAAAAGAUCAUCGCAAUGCUUCCACUCAGAAACGCACAACAAGAAAUCAUCUUCAGAAACGCUCUCUUCUUCGCAACACGCCACAUCCGCUCCAACAGAGACCUCAUCAAGCUCUCUGAGAAGGAAGACGAAGUCAUCCAGAAGCGUGAGAAGAUCGCCAUGCGCGCACUCAAAUGUGCUCAGGCCUCCAAGAUGGUCACACCAUCACAGUUCGCACAGAAGGUUCUCGAUUCCAACAACCUCGGCCCAAUCUUCUUCGUCACACCAGAACUCGGCCCAUUCUCUCGUGUCGGUGGUAUCUCAACAAUGGUUUGGGAACUCGCCAAGGAAUUGGUCUCAAUCGGUGUCGAUGUCUCCGUCAUUUCUCCAUACUACAACAUCGGUCCAAAGGGUGAGACAAACUACCUCACAAAGUGGGAUAUCAAGUUCCAGAGAACAAUCGAUGUCUACGCACCAGAUAAAUUCGAAGUCGGUGUCCACUACGGUGUCGUUGAUGGUGUCAAGUUAUGGUUCCUCCACAACUACACAUUCUUCUCAACACCAUAUCCAACAGGCUCCACAUCAUACAAGCUCCAGUACCUCAUCAUGAUGGCUAAGGGUGCUCUCGAAUUGCUCUGCCAGGAGAGAAUCAUCCCAUCAUUAGUCAUCACAAACGACUGGCCAACAGGUUUAGUCGCUGCCUACGCUAGACAGACAUUCGGCUCCGUCUUCGAAGGCACACAGUUCCUCCACAUCUUCCACAACUUGGGUAUCGGUUACGCCGGCAAGAUCUGGCCAUCAGACCAGAACACUGGCGCCCUCCACUACCUCCACAACUUGCCAGAUGAGCUCAUCGUCGAUAACUUCGACCACUCAUUCGAUCCAUCACUCUCCGCAUUACACUGCACAGACCAGUGGGCAACAGUUUCCAAGAAGUACCGCGAGGAGUUGCUCGAAGGAUCUCCAUACAACUACUUCUUACGCCAGUUCCCGAAGCCAUUCGCCUUCUCCAACGGUAUCAGAUUCCAGGAGAGACUCAAAGCUCUUGAGAACCUCAAGAUGAACCACACAGAGGCAAAGGCAUUCAUCCAGAAGAAGUACUUCGGAAGCUCAGAUCCAUCAAAGUGCUUGUUUGUCUUCGUCGGCAGAAUUGUCGAACAGAAGGGUGUCCACUUAAUCACAGACACAUUCGAGGAACUCAACCGCGAAUUCAACGGCAGAUUGCAGUUCAUCGUCGGUGGCCAGGCUGCUCCAGAUGACAGAUCAUACGGUCAACCAGUCUGCGGCAGAAUGUGGGAUCUCAAGAACAGAUAUCCAGAGUCAUUCUGGGCUGAUCCAUCUGCAUUCUUCACAGAUGGCUUAGCUUGCUGCCACGGUGCUGAUUACUUCCUCGUCCCAUCAAUGUUCGAACCAUCAGGCAUUGUCCAACAGGAGGCUUUCGCUUCAGGAACACCUUGCAUUGCCUUCAGAACAGGUGGUCUUGCUGAUACAGUCUUCGAGUUCGACAGAGAGAAGCGUACAGGAAACGGUGUCGUCUUCUGGGCUCACAGACACAGAGACUUCAUCAUGGCCGUCGAGCGCGCUAUCGCUCUCUUCAAUGAGCCAGAUCUCUACAACACAAUGAGAAAGAACGCUUUCGAAUCAGUUCUUUCUACAGAAACAGUCGCUCGCGCUUGGGCUAGAGAAUUCGCUAGACUCUUCCAGAAGAUCUACGAUGAUCCAGUUUCCAACUAA